Molecule: messenger RNA, 1412 nt
Organism: Owenia fusiformis
Lineage: Eukaryota; Metazoa; Annelida; Polychaeta; Sabellida; Oweniidae
Source: the annotation of a GenBank genome assembly
CAGAUUUCCGAGUAGUGCUGAAGUAAGGAGUUCUAAUAGGAGUAACUGGAUUACCACUAAGAAGAUGUUGGAUUACCAGGAGGAAAUCAAGGAUUACUGUAUGGAAUUUUAAAAUGUGAACAACGAUCAGUGUAUUUAAAACUACAACUCAGGUCAAUGAAGAGAAACUUAUUAGAUUUAAACAGAAAAUUUAUUCAAUUAAGUCACAAUUAAUUGUACAGUAACAAUUUCUCUGUUUUUCGAGAUUUAUCUUUAUUGAAAGAUAUUAUCUGCAAUUGAACAGUUUGUUUAUGACUGAUAUUAUUACAGAAACUAGUCAGGUGUGUUGUGUUAAAAGUCAUUCAGCAUGAAAAUUAAUUGAGAAAUUACCUAAGAAGCCUCAAAUCAUGAUGUGUCUUACAUUAGAAAUUGGCACGCAGCGUUGAUUUUAUAUUACCGAUUGACAAAGAUCAAAAGAUUUAUUCUAGUGCAUAAAACUUACAUGGUAUCUAGAUUUCCGACGUGUCAAUUGAGCCUUUGGAUGAAACCGUAAUAAUGAGAUAAUAUUGACUUUCGUAACUUACUGCUUCCUUCGUUAAUGUAUACUGCUAAGUAACUUUGAUUGGUUAAACAAAGGAGGAAGUUUUAAUUGUGGACAUCAAAGGCUUAUAGGGAUCUAUUAAUUAAUAAACAGUAAAAUAAUUAAUCCCAUUGUUCUAAGUUGAGGCAUCAAGUUGUAUCAAUUAAAAUUAACUUGAGAAAAGUGAAGCUGAUCUUACAGAAGGAAGAUACUGUAUUGGAGUCUUAACUAAAUCAAAUAAUUGAAAACACAAUAUUCUCACAAUUAUUUGGUGCAACCUGUCAAAACACAAUCUGGCACAAUCAAUGGUUGUGCUUUUACUAAAAGUGAGUGUCUACCUCAGAAAUAAGAAUUCUAAUGUUUCAAACAUCUAUGGUGAAAUACGAUGUUGACUUAUUUAACUGUAAAGGUGUCGCAGCUAAAAUGAUGGAUCGGGAUCGAGGAGGAUUAUUGAAUCGGGCAAGUUAUGCUCCCAGUCUUCUUCCACAGAGAGAGAAUAGAGAAAAACCUGAUGUACAACAGAAUAAGGAUCAAAAUAGACCUCCAGAAGGCUACAACCCAAGUAGGCAUUCUGAGACAUAUAACCAAAAUAGGCCUUCUGAAUGUUAUAACCAAACAAGACCUUCUGAGGGGUAUAACCAAAUGAGGCCUUCUGAGGGGUACAACCAAACAAGGCCCUCUGAAGGAUAUUCACCCAAUAGGCCAUCUGACACUUUUAACCCAAAUCGGCCACCAGAAGGAUAUACUCCUCAAAAUAGAGCUCCCGAUCCCUUGCAACCAGUGCGGUAGGUUUUUUAUUUAAUUUCCCUUAGGCACUGCCUAAUUUGAUUUUCACUUAAUACCAUAUAAUAAC